CUCUCCCGAGUCCACUCCAAGCCUUUUCGCCUUUUCCUCCGCCUUCUCGCGAUGGCGCCGCCGCGCCGCGCUCUACUCGUCCUCGCCGCUCUCCUCCUCUCCCUCUCCCUUGGGGCCGCCUCCUUCCAUUCCGACGAGCUCCUCCUCAACGAUGACGAAGAGUUCGAGGGCGUCGUCGCCCGCCCCUCCGCCCCCUCCCCGCCGGCGGCCCCGGUGGUCUCCUCCUCCCGCCGCAGAUCAGCGGACGCGCCGUUGCCCGGGUCAGGCGAGUCCAACGCAGUGCAGUUCACGCUCGAGCACGACCUUGGCGACGGCAAGGGCUUCGUCUCAGCUGGAACCUUCUCGGCCCGCCUCAAGACCUUCGCCCACGGCACGCAGACCCUCACUAAACUUCGCUUUACAAGGAAUGAUUUUACUGAGGAUGAUAAAGCGGCGUUCAAAAAAGUGCUUCAGGAAGAUGGCUUUUAUACAAUUAGGCUGCCAUCUAAUGUGUUGGACACUACAAAGAAACAUCAUGUUGUUUCUUCAAUCAGAGCUAGAUGCAUUCCACGUGACAGUUUGGAUGAACACAUUGUUAUCCACAUGGAUGGUGUAAAUAUCUUGGCAGUCAAUUAUGGCUCUGUUGAUGGGUGCCAAUACCCUAGGCCUAUGAAAUUGCCAUCAAAAUGGACAUUCAGCUCUUACACUAUCCUAAAGACUGCUGAACAGGCACCAAGAACCCCAUCGUUUGCAGAUCAGUUAAUAGAAGCUGACAAUGGUCUUGGCGAAGUAAUGAAACCACCUGAGAAAUCUUUCUGGGCUAAAUAUUGGAUGUACAUCAUUCCGCUUGGUCUUAUUGUCAUGAAUGCUGUUACGGCAGCUGCCAACAUACCAGAGGAAGCUGCAGGGCAGGGCCAACCUGGAGCACAACGGGCACCUGCUGCUGUUGCUGGGAGGAGGAGAUGAUGGCUGCCUUCCAUACCGUAGUUAACUAUCUUCACAUUGUUUUCUGUUUUUUUUGGGGUAUUGUAUCAAUCUUACCUUGACUGCAUCAUCUAUGGCACUGCAUGAUGAUGCCAUCUUUUGCUUGUGUUGAAACACGUAGCCUAUCCAAGACAAUGUGGUUCCUAUACAUCUGUAGCCAAUUUUGGCCACUAGCAUGCCAUUGGACACUGAAACUUUGCUUGAAGCCUGUGCACACAUCAUUUGCAGUGACCACUUCAUACUUGAUGCAGCAAAAACACCUAUUAAUUUCAGCUGUUGAAUUUUCUGCUAAUAAUU
Messenger RNA from Zea mays, 1260 nucleotides. RefSeq lists its product as uncharacterized. The record is from RefSeq and is marked predicted. The coding region runs from base 52 to 945 and encodes 297 amino acids. Lineage: Eukaryota; Viridiplantae; Streptophyta; Magnoliopsida; Poales; Poaceae. The transcript is spliced from 8 exons.